Messenger RNA from Candidula unifasciata, 1090 nucleotides. Lineage: Eukaryota; Metazoa; Mollusca; Gastropoda; Stylommatophora; Geomitridae. The record is from the annotation of a GenBank genome assembly.
GAUCGGCUACACAAUACCGAUGUUCACGGGAUUUAUAAUCAUGAUGGUAUCCACAAUAAUUUUCGCGUUUGGGGAGACGUAUGCUGUGUUGUUUGUGGCAAGAACUGUUCAAGGUAUCGGCUCGUCGUGUUCCAGUGUCGCAGGUAUGGGAAUGAUCGCGACGUACUACCCAGACGACAAGGAGAGGGGCAAUGCCAUGGGAAUUGCAUUAGGUGGUCUAGCUCUUGGAGUCUUAGUGGGCCCACCUUUUGGAGGGAUCAUGUACGAGUUUGCAGGAAAAGAAACACCAUUUUUAAUUCUGGCUGCCUUGGCUUUCUUCGAUGGUUGUCUCCAGUUACUGGCGUUAAAACCCUCCAUCAAGCCUGAAUCUCAAGAAGGAACUGCAUACAAAGAGCUGCUUCGUGACCCAUACAUUCUGUUGUGUGCAGGUUCAAUUACUUUUGGCAAUAUGGGAAUAGCUAUGAUGGAGCCCUCUCUACCAAUCUGGAUGUACAAGACCAUGCAUUCUUCGGAAUGGCAACAGGGGAUUGCAUUUUUACCAGCAAGUAUUUCUUACGCAAUCGGUACCAAUGUCUUUGGACCUCUAGCACACAAGAUUGGACGGUGGCUGAGUGCUAUGAUAGGAAUGCUGAUAAUUUCUGUCUGCUGCUUCGCUCUUCCGUUCUCCAAGAACCUGGGUCAUCUAAUAGCCCCAAAUUUCGGAAUGGGCUUUGCCAUUGGCAUGGUGGACUCCUCAAUGAUGCCCCACAUGGGAUACCUGGUCGAUCUACGACACGUGUCUGUCUACGGCAGUGUCUAUGCUAUUGCUGACGUGGCAUUCUGUUUAGGCUUCGCCAUUGGACCAGCAUUGAGUGGUACUAUAGUCGGGAAAGUCGGCUUUCACUGGAUGCUUUGGAUCAUCGCGAUUGUAAAUCUGAUCUACGCCCCGCUUAUGUUUUUCUUGAGAAACCCACCAGCCAGAGAAGAGAAGAUGAGCCUGAUCAUGAACGACCAGUGUCCGGUGCAAUACGUGACCUACAACCAAAACGACGCAAGUCCACAAUCAGAAGAGGAAUACGAUUACUAUGAAUUUAAACAAGGGCGUCCUUGA